Molecule: messenger RNA, 588 nt
Organism: Arachis duranensis
Lineage: Eukaryota; Viridiplantae; Streptophyta; Magnoliopsida; Fabales; Fabaceae
Exons: 2
Coding region: 1-588 (195 amino acids)
Source: RefSeq, a predicted model, not a curated record
AUGGCGGUUGUGAAUGGCAGUAAGACAGUGGGUGAAAGGGUUAGGAGGAUAGGUCAAUCGGCAGGAAACAGAAAUGGAAAUGGGGAUGGAAAUGGGAAUGGAGAUGGAAAUGGUAAUGAUUUAGGAGGUGCUCUAAUGACUUUGGCUUCAUUUCUGAAAGUUCACCCACCGACUUUCAGAGGUUUGAACAACUCAACUGAAGCGGACAAUUGGUUUCGAGCUAUAGAGCGUGCACUACAGGUUCAGCAUGUCCCGGCUAACCAAUAUGUAGAGUUCGCAGCCUAUCAAUUGUUAGGAGAGGCGCAACAUUGGUGGCAAGAAGAGUGCCAAUUGCUGCGACUUUUGAAUGCAGAGAUUCCUUGGGAUGUGUUUCAAAUGGCAUUCUAUAGGAAGUAUUUUCCGGAGUCGGUGAGAGAAGCAAGGGAGCUAGAGCUUAUGCAGCUGAAGCAAGGCUCAUUGUCUGUAGCCGAAUACACUAGUAGGUUUGAGGAACUUUGUAGGUUCUCUAGGGUGUGUCAAGGUUCCCCGGAGUCCUAUGAGAGUUGGAAGUGCAUUAAAUAUCAAGAGGGCUUGAAGAUAACAUUAUGA